Pundamilia nyererei is the source of this 3022-nucleotide messenger RNA. Its product is annotated as N-alpha-acetyltransferase 15, NatA auxiliary subunit-like. Gene Ontology annotation, molecular function: protein binding. The transcript has 20 exons. NCBI's taxonomy places the organism in Eukaryota, Metazoa, Chordata, Actinopteri, Cichliformes, Cichlidae. Gene Ontology annotation, biological process: N-terminal peptidyl-methionine acetylation. The record is from RefSeq and is a predicted model, not a curated record. The coding region runs from base 56 to 2662 and encodes 868 amino acids. Gene Ontology annotation, cellular component: cytoplasm; NatA complex.
AGCCAGGACAUUAUUAUUCAUGUUUAAACCGAAAGAGACAUAAGAAGCCACUACAAUGCCCACAAUCACCCUGCCGCCGAAAGAGAACGCGCUCUUCAAAAGAAUUCUGAGGUGUUAUGAACACAAGCAGUACAGGAAUGGUCUGAAGUUCUGCAAACAGAUCCUGAGUAACCCCAAGUUUUCUGAGCAUGGAGAGACGCUGGCCAUGAAGGGUUUAACUCUCAACUGUCUGGGCAAGAAGGAGGAGGCGUACGAGCUGGUGAGACGAGGCCUGCGCAACGACCUCAAGAGCCACGUCUGCUGGCAUGUGUAUGGCCUGCUGCAGCGCUCAGAUAAAAAGUAUGACGAGGCCAUCAAGUGUUACCGUAACGCUCUGAAGUGGGAUAAGGACAAUCUGCAGAUUCUCCGAGACCUCUCCUUGUUGCAGAUCCAGAUGAGAGACUUGGAAGGAUACAGGGAGACUCGGUACCAGCUGUUACAGCUCCGCCCAGCCCAACGAGCUUCCUGGAUCGGCUAUGCAGUGGCUUAUCACCUGUUAGAGGACUUUGACAUGGCUGCAAAGAUUGUUGAGGAAUUCCGCAAAACACAACAGACAUCGCCUGACAAAGUGGAUUACGAGUACAGUGAACUGCUGCUGUAUCAGAACCAGGUCCUAAGGGAAGCCGGGCUGCACAAGGAGGCCUUCGAUCACCUCAGCAGCUACGAGAAACAGAUCUGUGACAAGCUGGCUGUGGAGGAGACCCGAGGAGAGCUGCUGCUAAAGCUGGAGAAACAUCAGGAGGCUUCAGAGGUCUACAGAAGACUCCAGGAAAGGAACCCAGAAAACUGGGCCUACUACCAAGGCCUGGAAAAGGCCUUAAAGCCAGGCAGUUUAGAGGCGCGGCAGAAGAUUUAUGAAGCGUCCUGCAUAAAGUUUCCUAAAGGCCUCGUUCCCCGAAGGCUGCCUCUCAACUUCCUCACUGGGGAGAGGUUUCGUCAGUCUCUGGACAGCUACCUGAGGAUCAACUUCAGCAAAGGCUGUCCUCCCGUCUUCACCACCCUCAAGUCCCUUUACAGCGACAAAGAGAAAGUCACAGUUAUUGAAGAAUCAGUAGUUGGCUAUGAAACCUGUUUAAAAAGCUGUCGAAUGUUUAGUGAAAAUGAUGAUGGGAAGGAGGAACCCCCCACCACCCUGUUGUGGGUACAGUACUUCCUGGCACAGCACUUUGACUUCGUCGGCCAGCCACGCCUGGCGCUGGAGUUCAUUAAUGCAGCCAUCGACAGCACACCUACGCUCAUUGAGCUCUUCCUCAUCAAAGCCAAGAUCUACAAGCAUGCAGGCAACAUAAAAGAAGCAGCUCGGUGGAUGGACGAGGCUCAGGCCCUGGACACUGCAGACCGCUUCAUUAAUUCCAAGUGUGCCAAGUACAUGCUGAAGGCUGGCCUCAUCAAGGAAGCAGAGGAGAUGUGCUCCAAGUUCACACGAGAAGGCACGUCGGCAGUGGAUAACCUGAACGAGAUGCAGUGCAUGUGGUUCCAGACAGAAUGUGCGUUGGCCUACAAGGCGCUGAACAAGUACGGAGAGGCCCUGAAGAAGUGCCAUGAAAUUGAGAGACAUUUUGUGGAGAUCACUGAUGACCAGUUUGACUUCCACACCUACUGCAUGAGGAAGAUGACGCUGCGCUCCUACGUGGACCUGCUGAAGCUGGAGGAUGUCCUACGGCAGCACCCAUUUUAUUACAAAGCUGCUCGCACUGCAAUACAGAUCUACCUGACCCUGCACGACAAACCUCUGACUGAUGACAGCAAGGAGAGCCAGGCAGACACGGAAAAUCUGACAGACAAGGAGCUGAAGAAACUGCGCAAUAAACAGCGAAGAGCACAGAAGAAGGCCCAGUUAGAAGAGGAGAAGAAGAACGCAGAGAAGGAAAAGCAGCUCAAGAACCAGAAGAAGAAGAAGGAGGAUGAUGACGAAGAGAUUGGAGGGCCUAAAGAGGAGCUAAUACCAGACAAACUGGCCAAGCCGGAGAAUCCUUUGGAUGAAGCAGUCAAGUUCUUGAUCCCACUUAAGAACCUGGUGCGGAAAAAGGUUGAGACUCAUCUGCUGGCUUUUGAGAUCUACUUCAGGAAAGAGAAGUACCUGCUGAUGCUACAGUCCAUAAAGAGGGCUGUUCACAUAGAACCUAAUAAUCCAUGGCUGCAUCAGUGUCUUGUCCGCUUUUUCAAAGGAGUGAGUGGGAGCACGGAUCUGGCAGAGGCAGUGAGAACGGUGCUGAAGCACGAGAUCUCCAGGCUGUUUGGAGAGAGCAGCCCUCAGAGCUUCAACAAGAGCUACCUGAGCCAACACUCCAACUCCAUCCCACACAGACUGGCUGCCGCUAAGAUGAUGGUCUACCUGGAGCCUUCUUCUGAUAAGAUGGCGUGUGAGAUAGCUACAGCGCUGGACGAGUCGCUGGCUGGACGAAGCAUUCAGAUCUGUGCCGAGGUCCUGGAGGCUUUGCGUGACGGCCAGCUAGGGGAGGGUCAGCAGAAGGCAGCUGAGGCCUAUCGAGCUGCCUGCCAUAAGAUCUACCCCUACAGCCUGGCCUUCAUGCCGCCUGGUUACCAGGACAACAGCACCGUAAUCAGCUCUAAUGGCGACCUGUCGGCAGGAGAGCUCGAUGACAUUGCGAAUGAAAUGUGAGACGUGAUGAGGAGGAGAAGUGAGCAUGUUGCCACACGCCGUAGCCCCUCCCAACAACAAACAAACUCCCUGACAUUGCACUGAGCUGGAUGGACCGAGUGCCACAGGAGACGCAGAGACCUUUUUUUAACAAAAAUCGUACUGUUGUUGAGUAAAACAGAAAAAACACGAAUACGUUUCGGGAGGCUUGAAAGGAUUGUGGGAGACGUGGACCUCCUGGGUAAAUGGCUUCUGUAAACACAGUCUAGGCUUUUAUAACUCCUGUGUUUUCAUUUCUUCUUGUUGGUGCAGCUGCUUCUCAGAUUUUUAAAAGUAAUUUAUAUAUUACAAACUGAUGGAUUAAUAAAACAAUGUUUGCAA